AUGAACACCGGCGGCGGUUCCCCCUUCACCUCCGCCACCGCUACUCCUAGCUUCGACAACCUCCUCCUCCAAUCCCUCAUGUCGCGCCUCCAGCUCCGCCCCCCCAGCCUCCAGUCCCCCUCGCCCUUCGCCGCCGGGAAGUCCCUCGAAGAUCUCCUCCUCUCCGAUCUUCUCCUCAACCUCUCCGAUUCCGGCUCAGACACCGAUUCCGACGGAGACCUCUCUUCCUCCAAAACCCAGCUCGCGAGGGAGGAAUCCCGGCUCGAGAAGGAGAUCGUCCGCACGAUCCUCUCCGGCCAGAUCGAGAAGCUGAAACCUAAUUCCGGCCAGGCGGUAACGAUCGGCGAGCACCACAUCUGCGUGGGGUUUCAGGAGGAGCCCGGGUCGGAUUACCGGGUCUGGGAGUGGCACGGGCAUAUCAUGCUGUUUGAUGAGGAGAACGGGUACACGCCGGAGUAUAUAUACGGGAAUUACUUUGAAAGGCUUGGCGCAGGCAAGAGGAAAAUUACGAGCGAGGGUAAGAAAGGCAGUGUUGAUGAUGACGAUGAAAAGGCCGAGGAGGCUGAGAAAGUGACGAAUGGAGGGCUGAAAGAGCUGAUCGAAAGUGGAGAGUCGGGCAGCGGGCUGAUCCUUCACCGGAAUCUGAAUGCAAAAUCCGGCUCCCCGAGGUUUGAAGUAGGGGACACAUCCAAAUCCGAAUAG
Striga hermonthica is the source of this 702-nucleotide messenger RNA. Lineage: Eukaryota; Viridiplantae; Streptophyta; Magnoliopsida; Lamiales; Orobanchaceae. The record is from the annotation of a GenBank genome assembly.